Paraglomus brasilianum is the source of this 579-nucleotide messenger RNA. NCBI's taxonomy places the organism in Eukaryota, Fungi, Glomeromycota, Glomeromycetes, Paraglomerales, Paraglomeraceae. The record is from the annotation of a GenBank genome assembly.
AUGGAAACCUCCAAUAUUUCACUUUCCGUUGAGCACAAUGCUAUUUAUUGUCAGGCUCACCACCUCGAAACUUGUACAGCUUGUGACAUCGACUUGUCACCACUCAACAAAUUGACAAAAGAACUACGCUCGAUUGAUGGAGACGUACCUCCUCCCAACUACGCGAGCGAACAGUUGUCUAGAGAAAUAAUACAUUAUAAAAAUGAGGGAGACGCUCACUAUAAGAAAAAGAACUACAACGAAGCCAUAAAAUUGUAUUCACGAGCAGUUGAAUUGGCCUUUACCAGACCAGUAUGGGAAUCCAGCAUGAGAAAUAGAGAAGAGCUAUCACUUUGUCUCAGUAACAGGGCGGCAGCCUACAUGGCCAUCAAUGCUUGGGUUGACGCAUAUGUAGAUGCGGUUGCUGUUUUACAAUUGAAGAAUCAGUGGACAAAGGGUCAUCUUCGCAAAGGGAGAGCCUUGAUGGGUUUGAAACGGUUCGAUGAAGCUGUUGAAGCAUUCAGAAUAGGUUUGACAUACGAUCCCGAAAACAAGGAAUUACAGACGUGGUUGGCUGAGGCCAAGGCUCUUUCGGAUUAA